UUGGUUCGUGUCGUUACGUAACGUCGAAAAGGACGAAAAUUCGACAUCGCGUAUAUCGAGACCAAUUUGAUUGAUGGAUGUAGUUCUGCUGUACGCCAUAAAAAGCUCGUCGAAACAUAAAUGUUGCCCACGUUGACGUCUAACGGAUAAACAUUUUUUUAUUCACAAAAUCCCAAAACAGUUUUUCACAAAAAAAUUGAGUUAUUUUUUUUAUAUUUCAAUCAUGGUGAUUGGUUUAUUGAGAAAAUUGUGCGUGUUGUGUCGCUACGAUGUGGCGGCAGAAGUGAUUGUGAAUUCUAAGGAUUUUCAUUUGAGAUUCUAAUUAAAAUAUUUGUCACGUCGUUUCCUAAUUGGGGAAGCAAAAUGCGACAGAAAACGGACCAUCAAAGCAUACUUUUUGCGUUCCUUUUAUACUACGUAUACGAGAACAACUUAAUCAUAUCUGAAGCUUCUCUCGUCGGCGUUUCGGACAAGGGUAGUACAAAACCAACCCCUGAGCGACCCUAUUUCGACGAUAUCGGACCGAGAAACGUUACAGCCGUAGUAGGUCAGUCAACUCUUCUUAGUUGCAGAGUCAAACAUCCUGGGGAUAGAACAGUAUCUUGGAUGCGCAAAAGAGAUUUACACAUCCUAACAUCUGGGAUUCACACUUACACGGGAGAUGGUAGAUUUAGCGUGCGCCAUCCUGAACACAGCGACGACUGGGACUUGCGCAUCGAGUACGUUCAAAAGCGAGACGCCGGUGUCUACGAGUGUCAAGUGAACACCGAGCCGAAGAUUAACAUGGCGAUACUGCUGAACGUCGAGGACGCAUCCCAGAAGUACCGCGACGCCCAAGCGACCAUAUCCGGUCCGGUUGAAGUGUUCGUGAUGAAGGGAAGCACGAUUUCACUGACUUGUUCGGUGAACGUGCAUUCGACUCCUCCAUCUUCCAUUCAAUGGCUUCAUGGACCUAAUAUGGUCGAUUUCGAUUCGACAAGGGGAGGUAUCAGCUUGGAAACGGAAAAAACGGAAUCAGGAACUACGAGCAAAUUAUUAGUAACUAAGGCUUUGUUAACUGAUUCCGGUAACUACACUUGUAUGCCGUCCAAUGCUAGUCCUGCAUCUGCUAUAGUUCAUGUUUUAAACGGAGAACACCCAGCGGCAAUGCAGACCAGCUCAGCACUCGGUCACCAAAAAGAAGUAACCUUCUUAAUCAUCUUCCUCCUAUUAACUUUAAUAAGAUGAUCAAUUCGCUGAAAAUAAAUCUUUACAUUUACAAAAAUUCAAACAAUAUCACCUAUUUAUAAUCUGGGGAAUCUUAUUAAACGAAGCAAGAAAAAAAUCAAUCUUGACUUUAUCAAGAAUAAACGUUUAUAGCCAAAAUGGGACAUAGCGUAACCGAUGUUGUUUACUUGUGGUGCUAUUUCAACCGAACCGGUCGUGAGAGUGAAACGAAAAUUGUGUACAUAUGUAGUGUUUUACGAUAAGAAUGCGAGGAAAGUGUUAAUCGUGUUGACGGUAAAUAAAGAUUAUGGACUUAACUAUAUUAUACAUGUUGACUUUAUUGUUUUAUAGGUAUAAACGACAACGUUAUUAGAUGCCAUAUAAAAUUAAUUUUUUAAUCGUUUUCUUUCCCUAUGAAUCGAAAAUUGUAUCACACAUUCGCGAUUCCGUUUUCGUACGGUUACAUUUUGUAGAGAUCUCUUCAUUGUACCUUGUAUCAUUCUGUAAAUAAACUCAUAUAAUACAAUAAUCA
Onthophagus taurus is the source of this 1738-nucleotide messenger RNA. RefSeq names its product limbic system-associated membrane protein. Gene Ontology annotation, cellular component: neuron projection membrane. The record is from RefSeq and is a predicted model, not a curated record. Gene Ontology annotation, biological process: synapse organization. NCBI's taxonomy places the organism in Eukaryota, Metazoa, Arthropoda, Insecta, Coleoptera, Scarabaeidae.